CAAUAAAUAUUUAUUGAGUGAAUGAAUAGGUGGAUGGAUGAAGAUGGCAUUUGAAUAAGGUCUUGAAGUUGGCAAAAGAAACUGGGAAACUGAGACAGGAGUGACUUCUUCAAUAGAGAUUGAGAGAUCAAAUGAUGCUGUUUGGAAAAAUUUCCUGGCAGUUGUGUGGCUUAAAGAAACUCCCAUGGUCAUGUGACUCCAGAUACUUCUGGGGCUGGUUGAAUGCAGUAUUUAAUAAAGUAGAUCGUGAACGCAUCAAGGAAGUUGGCCCCGAAAGGGCGGCCUCCGAGUGGCUGCUUCGCUGUGGGGCCAUGGUACGCUAUCAUGGCCAGGAGAGGUGGCAGAAGGACUACAACAACCUCCCAACAGGCCCUCUGGACAAAUACAAGAUCCAGGCCAUCGAUGCCACUGACUCUUGUAUCAUGAACAUUGGAUUUGAUCAUCUAGAGGGCCUACAGCAUGUUGAAAAAAUAAGGCUAUGCAAGUGUCAUUAUAUCGAGGAUGACUGUUUGGAGAGAAUUAGUCAACUUGAAAAUUUACAAAAAAGUUUGUUGGAAAUGGAAAUAAUUUCAUGUGGGAAUGUCACAGACAAAGGCAUCAUUGCUUUGCAAAAUUUAAGAAACCUCAGGUAUUUGUUGCUAAGUGAUCUUCCUGGAAUAAGAGAGAAAGAAAACCUUGUUAAAAUCUUUAAGGCAUUACUACCUUAUCUGGAACUAAAAUUAGACUUGAAGCAAAAAUAAUAAUCAUCAAUAAGUGCCUUAUUCAAUAUAAAGUAUCAUUUAAAAUUGAUCCUAAACAGCAACGAAUAUUAUGUAAGCAUCAGUAGAACUAUAAGGAUGUCAUAUCAUGAUAUUUUAAAAGCAGAAAGUCCAUCAUGUAGAAAAUAAAUAUUCAGAUGAGACUCAUUAAAGUUACUAAACUGAAGUGAUGCAAACUAGGUAACAUUUUAAUUCUAAUUUACUCAUUUUAUAUAAAUAUUUAUAUAGAUAUCUCGAUGUAGAUACUGACUUAGAAUUCUUUAAAGACAUUUAAAUGUACAACACAGAUAUUCUUGAUUGUAUUUUAACAGUAAUUUAUGUUGCACUUUAAAGUUAUUGAAGCAUGUUACUAUAAAUGUAUAAUUUUGGAAAACUGAAAGCUAAAUUUCAGAUUCAUUGAAGUCAAUUAUGCCAAGAAGUCAGUAGUUGUGGAGGCAUUCAUAUCGCUCUCAGGAUUUGCAUGCCUUUCUCAUAAUUCUGCAUUCCUGUGUUUACACCUUUUCUCUGAAUGAGUAGUUUCUGGCUAACUUGUCUAUUUGCUAAGCUUAGUCUGGUAUUUUAUUAUAAGUAGACAUAAAUACUUGGCUGAAUUAAAAUAGUUCUGCUGAUUGCAUUAGAAUAGAGGAAACAAUCAUGAAGACCAGCACUUACUUUUUGCUUAAAUUAAAAAAUUGCUAUAAACAGAAAACUUUAACAUGUCAAUUAGAAAUGGAUUUUUAUUUCCCCAUAUACAGUGGAUAUUAUUUCCUGUGAGCUCAAGGAUACCAUAAAGACAAAAUUCAUUUUAUAUCUAGAAAACAGUGUUAAAGAUUAUUAUUAAGUAGAUAAAAAUAUAUCUUUAUUUUUACCUGCUUAAAGUGGCCCUGAUUCAGUUAUUGUUAGUUAUAUGCCAACUUGUUUGUGGAUUUCUGUACAUUUGGUUUGAAUAUAACUUUGCAAAUAAUGUCAAAAUAAACACUUUCUAUGAUACAGAAUUUAGGUAGAAAAAUGAAUUUUAAUUGUGUUCAGAAACUAGCUCAUAUAAAUAGCACAUACCAUAAAUGAUACACUAUUUACUAAUAUAAUUGCCACUGUCAUUUUAAAAAAUCAGAAAUUAGUACAUUUACAAAAAAGACAAGGAUAUAGAAUAGUUUCAUGUGAAAGUGGUGAUUCCAUGUGAAGAAAGGAUUACAGAUAUGGUUAAACAUAAGCAUACAUUUAAUAGAACUCAUAAAAAAUAAGCACUUCUGUCUCGUUUGUUUGAUUACUGUAUGAUGAAGCAACUGAUUCACCACAGUUUAGUCUGGAGCUACUUUUCUAUUCUGAGUGGUUUUCUGUAAAACUAUUAGAUUAAUUAGGCAGUUAUAGUCAUCUGCCUUGUCAAGUGCAUUGUUUUGUGUUAAGGAAAAGAAGAAAAACACCAAAUGUAAACUAGUCACAGAAGUUGGAUAUCCUUCUUUGUCCUUUGAAUCAAGGCUACAUAGCAAGAAUUAGUUAAUACUGGGAUUAGUCAGCUUACUAUCAGCUCUACGCAAGAAGCUACAUAUAUCAGGAAGACUAUGGAUAUCAUUAAAUUGGCUGGGCAGCCAAAAUGAUUGAACAGUUGUCAGAAUUUGGUGGAUUACUUAGCUGUAAGUAAUAAGGUCUAAUGCUCUCAUGAAGAAAAUUAACAUAGCAGUAAACUGAGGGUGUAGAAGAAAUGUUUCGAAGAUACAGUCAAAUACAACUUUUAAAACCAUGGCUGAGAACUGCUAGGAAA
Myotis brandtii (Brandt's bat) is the source of this 2496-nucleotide messenger RNA. It is a transcript of the gene DMAC2L, whose product is annotated as ATP synthase, H+ transporting, mitochondrial Fo complex, subunit s (factor B). Lineage: Eukaryota; Metazoa; Chordata; Mammalia; Chiroptera; Vespertilionidae. The record is from RefSeq and is a predicted model, not a curated record. The transcript is spliced from 6 exons. The coding region runs from base 132 to 740 and encodes 202 amino acids.